Molecule: messenger RNA, 2970 nt
Organism: Oryzias melastigma (Indian medaka)
Lineage: Eukaryota; Metazoa; Chordata; Actinopteri; Beloniformes; Adrianichthyidae
Gene: flot1b
Product: flotillin 1b
Exons: 13
Coding region: 140-1423 (427 amino acids)
Biological process (GO): protein localization to plasma membrane; protein kinase C signaling; positive regulation of cell junction assembly
Cellular component (GO): plasma membrane
Source: RefSeq, a predicted model, not a curated record
CUAGGGGGCGACAGUCAAAAGACCGUGGGGAAAUGGGAGUGGUCAACCACCGUUUCCUAUACAUCGGAACUUUUCGGUUCUCCGACUGUGAUCCCAGCAAAAGCGGAACCUACCUGCGCUUGUUUUGAACGGAAUCAGGAUGUUUUACACUUGUGGACCCAAUGAAGCCAUGGUGGUGUCUGGCUGUGGGCGCUCUCCCCCACUAAUGAUAGCAGGAGGGAGAGUGUUCGUCUUCCCAUGUAUUCAGAAGAUUCAGAGAAUCACUCUCAACACCUUGACUCUAAAUGUGAGGAGUGACAAAGUCUACACUCGCCAUGGCGUCCCCAUCUCUGUCACCGGCAUCGCACAGGUGAAAAUCCAGGGCCAGAACAAGGAGAUGCUGGCCACUGCCUGUCAGAUGUUCAUGGGCAAAUCCGAGUUUGAGAUUUCCCAGAUUGCACUGGAGACGCUGGAGGGUCAUCAGCGAGCCAUCAUCGCUCAUUUAACCGUAGAGGAGAUCUACCAGGACCGGAAGAAGUUCUCCGAGCAGGUUUACAAAGUGGCCUCCUCUGACCUGGUCAACAUGGGGAUCGGUGUCGUCAGCUACACGCUCAAAGAUGUUCACGAUGAUCAGGACUACCUGAACUCCCUGGGUAAAGCACGAACGGCCCAAGUCCAGAGGGAUGCCAGGAUUGGAGAGGCUCAGUACAAGCGAGACGCUGUCAUCCAAGAGGCCCGUGCCAUGCAGGAAAAGGUGUCGGCUCAGUACAAGAACGAGAUUGAAAUGGCAAAAGCCCAAAGAGAUUAUGAACUGAAGAAAGCGGUGUAUGACACCGAGGUCAACGCCAAGAAGGCGGAGUCAGAAAUGGCCUACCAGCUUCAGGUAGCCAAGACAAAGCAGCUCAUUGAGGAGGAGAAGAUGCAGGUUAUGGUGGUGGAGCGUGCGCAGCAGAUUAUGCUGCAGGAUCAGGAAAUAAUCCGCAAGGAGAAGGAGCUGGAGGCCAAAGUGAAGAAGCCUGCGGAUGCUGAGAAAUAUAGGCUGGAGAAGUUGGCUGAGGCCCAGCGCUUGCAGCUCAUCAUGGAGGCUGAGGCCGAGGCGGAGUCCAUCAAAAUGAAAGGCGAGGCCGAGGCUUUCGCUCUGGAGGCUAAAGGCCGCGCUGAAGCUGAGCAGAUGGCCAAAAAGGCCGAGGCCUUCAAGCAAUACAAAGAGGGAGCUAUGGUGGACAUGCUGCUGGAGAAACUCCCACUGAUGGCGGAGGCCAUCAGCACGCCGCUGUCAAACGCCCAGAAGAUCACCAUGGUGUCCAGCGGCGGCUCAGAGGUGGGAGCAUCCAAACUCGCGGGAGAGGUGCUCGACAUCAUGACCCGGGUGCCAGGCGCCUUGGAGAAACUCACCGGAGUCGACAUCUCACAGACUGCUGGGAAAACCACCCUCGUGCACUAAAGAGAAAACUGAAGGAGAAGAAUCUGUCACGUCAAGUCAGACACCGGUGCGUCUGCAUCACGUGCCCACGGCAUUGAAUCAGCAACACCCAAGUUCCCUUCUACCGUUCGUCUGCAUGUUUCUUCCUCUUGUGUCUUUUCUGGUCACUAAAAAAACAACCUCUGAGCCUCAAGUUCUAAACCACUCCUGUGUGUCGUUUCCCAACUGCUUUAAUGUAUGCAGCAUUUUACUUUAACUCGACUGCAGUUACUCUGCAGAGAAAUGUUACUAAAUGAUGGACUAUGGAAAAAUAAGUGUUGUGCCUUUUAAACGAGUAAAACUCUCAAUGCACUCGAGGAAUGUCAAAUGUCCAACUCGGACCAGCUGCAACGCCUAUACUACUAAUUCUCAACCUUAGUCAUUCUGAUAGCAAAAUAUGUGCCUAUUUUGUGUAGUCCACAGCUACAGGGGGGAGGUCGAGUUGCUGGAGUCUUUAUGUGAAGUUUCAUGUACAGGUGACAAAAAUCAGUUGUAAAAGUUUGAUCUACUGACAAAUCCCUGCGUUAACUUGAGAUGUUACUUCAUAGGUUUUUAGGCCAGUAUCCUAUUCUGUCCGUAAAACAAGUCGGUUUUCACAGCGUAAACUCCAGGGAGAAAAACACAGAUGACAACCAAAAAAAUAAAAAAAAUAAGCUGAUUCUAACAUCAGGAGUUUCAUUUAAUGAUACUUAAAAAUGCUGGAAACUAUUAGAACUUUUGGGUAAAAGUCAGACUUUUCCUAAACUUGUUGAUGUGGUUCAACUACCACUGGUAAACUUACCUGUAGAUCAACAAACAUCUGUGUCUUUGGACACUAAAACUGUAGUUUUAACAAUCAGUAAAACCAUAUAUAUUUUUAGUGACUUUGGUUAUGAGGAGACUAAAUAUCUGCAGGAUGGAGUAAAAGUGUUUUCUGACGAUGAUGGGGGUGAAAGUGUUGGUGGGGAGAAGCUGUGAGGUUUUCCUGUAUGAGCACUGAAAGUAUCUUGUGGUGGAAAAGCAGCAUUGAUGUUGAUUUGCAGCAGCAACACUUUUGUUUUUACGUGCCUGUUUUCCAAAGACUUGGUGAACAAGCAAUGCAUGUUUAUCUAAAGCAAUCGUAUAUUUUUUUGUAAUAUUUUCUAUACUACGACUCAUUAAUGUUAACCUCAGGCUGAGAGUUUUGGGUUUUAGCUGAUCUCUCUAGUUUAUCUGUACUUGUAUUGCCUUAUGAUCUGUUACUUUUUAGACAUUUUCCAAAGGUUUUAAUCCGAUUUUUGCAUUCUGUCACCACCAAGUGCCUGGUCAGACCUCAAACAAACGGAGCUUUCUUAAACUUCUGUCUGGGAAAACCUCCUCAAGCGGAUCCUCAAGCCAUCGAAAGCCAAACUAGUCUCAACGCUUUUGUAUAUUAUUGGUAUUUUAACAUUUGUUGCAUGACUAAUCGUAGUAAAAAUGAAUAUAUCUCCCAGGUAAAGUGAAGCUGCUUGUAUGAAUCAAAUUUCUCUGUAGUAAACAAAAAAAAAUUAAAGGAUUUAUCCACGAAAACA